UAUUUUUCAUUGAUAGAAGGGGCAACCGCCAUUCUACGUGAAACCAAUGUCGGAAGAUGUUCUCAGAACGAUUACACCGUAAACAUUUGUCUGUAUCCAGGCAGUUUAUCACAUCAUGCCUUGCUGCUUUCCUCGGACCUUUCUCGUUUGGUUACAUCCUGGGAUAUAGUUCUCCUGCCAUUGCCGAAUUACUAAAGAGUAAGUUCCUACACGAGCAACAAGCUGCAUGGUUCGGUUCUAUGGUAACCAUCGGAGCCAUGCUGGGUGGACCCAUCGCGGGUUGGUUUGUGGAGAAACACGGACGAAAAUAUACAAUGAAUUUCAUAUCAGUACCGUUAAUUGUUGGUUGGUGUCUCCUCAUUGCUACUUCUAACGUUAUUUUGUUUUAUUUGAGCCGCAUUGUUAGUGGUAUAGCCAUUGGAAUGACCUGUGUUGUCUCGCCCAUUUACAUAGCUGAAAUUUCAACCAGAUCUCUACGUGGAAUGCUUGGCUCAAGUGUUCAGCUCAGUAUCACAGUUGGCAUUUUUGUGGCGUAUAUCCUAGGAAUGUAUAUGGAUUAUAUACAAAUGGCUAAGUUCGGAAUACUUUUUCCAUUUCUUUCCUUAUUUUUUACGUUAUCAAUGCCGGAAACCCCUCGCUGGUUACUCUACAAGGGCCGUCGAGUCGAAGCCAUCCAAGCACUGACCAAACUUCGAUCUGUCAACUGCGAUGUCGAGGACGAAAUUCGUGAUAUUGAAGAAGGAUUAGACGUACAAGAUAUAUCCUAUAGAGAUAUGUGGAGAAAACCUGAACUUUCCAGACCAAUCUUUAUUUCCCUAAGUCUAAUGAUUCUGCAACAACUUACUGGUAUUAAUGCCGUUCUCUUUUAUGCUGUUCCAAUAUUUAAAGAAUCUGGUUAUGAAAAUCAAAGUUACCUUGCAAGUGCCAUUAUUGGAGCCACACAGAUCCUAUUUACAUUCUUUGUUUCCCAAAUAAUGGAUCGUGUUGGACGCCGUAAAUUGUUAAUAUGUGGAGGAUUGAUUCUAAGUUUUUCUUGUUUUAUACUCGGAUCUUACUACGCUUUGAAAGAACACAAUUAUCUUGUAGCGAAUAAUUUGAAGACUCUUCCUCUAAUCAGUUUAGUUGUGUUUAUUGCAAGUUUUUCUAUUGGAUGGGGGCCAAUUCCAAUGCUUAUUAUGUCCGAGAUUUUCCCAUCUCAUGCUCGGGGCAAAGCUAGUGCCCUUUCAAUAUUUACCAGCUGGUUGUUUGCAUUUAUAGUCACCAAAGAAUUUAUUACAGUGAAAGAAAGCUUUGGGCCAGCAGAAACAUUCUGGUUGUUUUCCGCUUUUUCUUUUGCUGGGGUUUUUUUCGUGUGGUUUGUGUUACCCGAAACAAAAGGGAAAUCUCUUGAGGAAAUUGAAUUAUAUUUCCUCGGUAGAAGUAUGUUAAAAAAAUAGCCUCUGGUGUAAUAAUUCAUUUGUUCAUUAUUUUAGCCUGCAAUUUCUUCAUUCGGUGAAUAUUUACAUACUUUAAGGGACUCAUGAGCUAGUUCACCCCCGACCCAGGUCGAAAUUUCUCUUUAAUAUUCCCUACUGUAUUUCUUUAUAACUUUCUCAAUAAUGCAUAUUUUUUAAUGAAAUUUAGCUGGGAUAUGUUAUCAAGGAUUUGAAUUACGAUUAUGUCGGCAAUUUUAACCCCAUCCUUUUUUAAAAGGAAUUUUAGAACAUUCUUCUCUCCUGCCGACUGUUUCCUCAUAGCUCUCUUUAAACAUUUUGUAGAAAUACGUUUUCGAGAGUUUACAUUAUAUAAUAUUGAUGCUUCAAACAUACCUGGUUUAAAAAGUUUUCUAAAAAUGCUAAAAUUAUGGAAAUUAGUACCAACAAACGGUACCGAGUGGGGGAGGAACGGUCCUAAAAUAUUCUUUAAAAUUUUUACUUAAAUUUAAGGACAUAAUUGUAAUCUACACCCGCGAAAAUAUAUUUCGGCAGUAUUUGAAUUUUGAAAAAUAUACACUUCUCAGAAAUUUGUGAAGAAACAAAAUUGGGAGAUGGGGCACCAAUCUGCAUUUAUACCCAUUCUCACUAUUUAUGUUUUUUUUUUCAUUCAGAUUUGCUCUUGAUUUUCUUAGAAAUUGUUUAUAUUUCUUUGAAAGCAAGAAAAUAUUAGGAACUACUUAGAGAGUAUAGAGCUGACCCCAGAACUUUGCUGGUUGUUUAAUAACUUAUUAUUAAUAGUUAGUGUUAAAUUUAAACGCUAUUUGCCAAGUGAUAAAUUAAGCAAAAAAAACAGAAAGUUGAGGUAGUAAGUAAAACUUGUAAGCUAUUUUAGGAACUCUUGGUUAAGCUGUUAACGACAUUCUUUCGGUUGUAGUAUCGAAUCAACACCAGCUGGUCGGGUCAAACACACACCAUGCUAAACAUUUCUUGGUAUUUUUUCCGGUUUUAUAUGCACAACAAGAAAGCUGGACAUUAUUCUAAGCAGUAAUUGACUGGGUAAGAAAGGAAAAUAAUAAUUGAGGUGUUUUUUCUUUUUUUUAAAGGUGGGGAGAAAGUUGUAAAGCUCUUAAAAAAAAUUUUUUUAUCGGGGGUGGGGGGAGAACAGAAAAGAAGGGAGUCUCUUGUUGAAAUAUAUCCAUUUGGACAUUUCCAAAUGGCUUUGAGGUUUCUAGUUUCAGUUUAUGUUCACAAACUAAAUACCUUUUUGUUAAUCAAAUGAAUUUCCACCUACUUCUCAUUAAAAUUAACAUUCUUAUGAGUAUUGCUACUUUUCGGGGGGGGGGGGGUAUUUUCCAUUUUGAUCAUAAAUUUCAUUGAUAAGUAUUCUUUGAUUCCUUUUUCUCGUUGAUGCUGUAAUUUUAUGAAUAUUUGAUAUUAGAAUAUUCAUAAAAUUACUAGAAAUAUCAACAGGAAAAAUGAAAAUUAAUUUGAUCAAGAAAAUUUAGGAACCAAAAUGUUCAGCCUCACACAGUUCUCUACCUUUCAUCAGCUGUUUAAUUAGAGAUUGGCUACCACAUCAACUCUGCUAAGUGGUCAGAAAUCAGUGCAGAAUGACUGGUUACAUAGAUUUGAAGGGUUUUUUUUUGUGCUUUUUUUUCCCCCCAGAAUUUUCCCAAACACACACAUUCAAGAUUGUAUAUGUCGAGCAGUAGCAACAAAAGUAUAAUUACUGGACAACUACUUAAUGCACACGUAUCUCCCCCCCCCCAAUCUCAAUGCUAAUUUCAACCUCAUCUCACAACUACAACUUCCUCCUUUUUUCUCUUUUCUCAUUCUCACUCCCCCAAUGCAGUCAUACACUUUACAUAUACAUUUGUUCUUUGAUGGAGUAAAUUACAAAAAAAAGAAAAAAAGUAAAUACUGACUCGAGUUGCAGGACCCCCUAAAGCA
Octopus sinensis (East Asian common octopus) is the source of this 3365-nucleotide messenger RNA. RefSeq names its product solute carrier family 2, facilitated glucose transporter member 8-like. Gene Ontology annotation, cellular component: membrane. Gene Ontology annotation, biological process: carbohydrate transport; transmembrane transport. The transcript has a single exon. Gene Ontology annotation, molecular function: sugar transmembrane transporter activity. NCBI's taxonomy places the organism in Eukaryota, Metazoa, Mollusca, Cephalopoda, Octopoda, Octopodidae. The record is from RefSeq and is a predicted model, not a curated record. Bases 57 to 1436 code for a protein of 459 amino acids.